This is a messenger RNA of Cyanistes caeruleus (blue tit), 252 nucleotides long. The record is from RefSeq and is a predicted model, not a curated record. NCBI's taxonomy places the organism in Eukaryota, Metazoa, Chordata, Aves, Passeriformes, Paridae.
ACCAUUCUUGCCCCCAGUGGUGGAUUGUACUGCCUGGGUGGAGGCUGUGACGGCGCUGACUCUGAUGACAACUCCCGCGUCUCCAUCACUUUCUUCCGGCUGUUCCGGGUGAUGCGACUGGUGAAGCUGCUGAGCCGGGGUGAAGGUGUCAGGACCCUCCUGUGGACCUUCAUCAAGUCCUUUCAGGCUCUGCCAUACGUGGCCCUGCUGAUUGUGAUGCUCUUCUUCAUCUAUGCUGUGAUUGGGAUGCAG